UUUUUCAUAGCUUUUUUUUUUUUAAAAAAAGGAAAUGCAAAAGCACAUAUGAAAGUGAAGGUGUUCAAUGGGUUUUGAAUUUCCAGAAAAAAACAGUCGUAAAAGUACUACACAGUUUUUUACAGACAAAACAAGAAAAUACUUCCUGUUGUUUUUUUAGAGACAUAAAAGACCCGUCAGUGUUCGACUUCCUGAGCCAAACAAUUAGGAAAUCACCAGGACUCUAAAGCUUGAUUGCAUGCCAGGAAAGCAGUUCAAGUAUUUUGUUAAACUUCUUUGGACCUCGGAUUCAUCAAAAAGGUUUUUUUAUAUUAAAAGCUGCAAAAGGAUUCAGCCUGUGUAGAUGUUCACCUUCCUGGACGACAACCACCCACCCAGCCAGAGCUGCAAUAGAGUGGUUUAAAUCAAAGUAUAUCAAUAUUACUGAACAUAUUACUGAAUGUUCUAGCCAAAGUGCAAACCCAAAUCCAAAUGAGAAUCUGUUGAAAGACUUGAAAAUAGUUGUUCCGUUACAUUUCUCUCCCAGUCAGACAGAGCUUUAAAUAUUUAGUAAAAAAUGACGGUCAGAAGCUGGAAAAAGUAUUAGAUUCAUAUUCCUACAGACUAACAAUUGUAAUUCUCUGCAAGGAAAGGUUUUUGUACAUUUUAUUGACUUGGGUUUUUAAAUAAAAAAAAUACAUGCAGCACAUUCGGUUUAAAAAAAAAAAAAAGUAAAAUUUUACUAUUUAAAAUUUUACUUUGUGUUUCUAAUGAAGCACAUUGUUGUCAAGUGACAAAAUGGUAAAUGUUAUUUAUGGUGAGAUAAUAUUUAUAGUUACUGAGUGAGUCAAAUAAAUGAAAACCUCACUAUCUUUAGACGAAAUAGCUGCCAGUUCACAAGUUUGAUAUAAGUAAGACAUUCUCUGUGAUUUGGCAGCUUACAGGUUUAAAUAUAAACAGUGACAAACAAUUUCAUCUCCCUGUGUUGGAGGGCCACAAAAUCAGCUCACAUUCUGCUGCUGAUUUAGUUAUUCAGAGGGCUGAGGACAGAGCUGCAAACCUGCACUUUGUCAGGUUGACAGAGAAUUAAACAGCAACUCUUGUGAGAAGCCACAAAGUGUCAUCAGACAUUUGUGUGCUUUAUGAAAUGUUAAACAGUCGUUAAUAACGAUCAGUUCACCGAUGUAAGAGACAUGACUUUGGAAGAUGCACAAUGCACAGACUGGUUUCUUGUUAAAAAUCUGAGUACUGAUACGGUAGAUAUAAAUGAAAAAAUCUCAUCUCCACUGGGAAAGUCAUGUGAUGUGAUGGCUCACGUUUCUUUUCUGCCAAAAGGGGCAUUCUUUUUGAUUUUUAAGAGAGUGAAUGUUACCUGAACAAGUACUCGGUUCAUCAGUCUUCUUACUGCCAAAAUAACUGAGGAAAAAAGCCAGGAUAGCCACUCUUCUCUCUUAUUCUGUCCACUCAUUCUAGUAAAAAACACAAACAUCUGAGGUAAAUGUCCAUCUUUAAAUAUCUGUAUUAAGACAUAUAAGCAGGCAUGUUUCCCUAUCUUUGUUCUGUGUCUGUCCCUGUCUUUCUUUUUGUCCCCAUCCUGGGUAACAGGUUGAUCCAUGGAUCUUCUUCAGACAUCUGUUAUUCCGGAUCUUUCCCAGAAACGCUGACAGGUUAUGAGUAAUGAUGAUCCUCUUGCCAGGAAACCGGGACACACAAAUCCGUCUCAUUUCUCAAGAUGGAUGGAUCAUUGGUUCAGGGACUAUUUACCGUGGCAAUGUAAAAGUUUUACAUUUUAUAUAUAUAUAUAUACUGUAUAUAUAUAGCGCCCAUGUAAACAUAAAAUAUCUUGCAAACCAGUUGCUUCACUUGCAUUUCAGAUUUAAAUACCUUACAUUUAUUUUUAUACUAAAAUCAAUCCAAUAUUAAAUUCUUUGCUAAGGUUUUUUUUUUUUUUUUGCAUUAUAGCAAACUGUCUCUGUAGUCUUAUUAGGAAGCAGACACUUCAGCUGGGCCAGCACUUUUAACAAACCUGAGUGACUAAGGGAAAAACAUGGUUUAAAACUGCUUGUUAGGGCUAAUUUUAAGCGUUUAUGAAAAACAUUGCAUUGAAUGUUAAUCUUUUUAUUGUAGUUGUUAGCUAUAGUCACAACAGACUAGAAAUAAAAUGUGUAAAAGGCUUUAAAAUAAAUGUGACCUUUACUGCAGUUGAAUAAUAUCAGAAAAAGGUCGCCACUGUUCUUUAUCAGUGAGCCUUCAUUAAAAUCCGCAUCAUUUUGUGUAGUGGAGUGAUAAACACUGGUCCUCAUCCAACCUCAUUUCCACAGUUACAGAUUAAAAGUUUUAAUUAUUACUCUGACUGUAGACAUGGACACAUUCACAAAAGUUGGCAGUUUCUUAUGAAAACACAUUUCUUUCUAGCUUGGCAUACACUGUGUGUUUUCUUAGUUAUACAGGACUUGUCAAGUGUAAGCUCUUACAUUUUUCAUAAAAAUAUUUAAAUCCUUUUUAAUGAACAAGAACUGCCAGGGAUUCCAAUAAGUGUGGCACCACAGCCUACACCUUUUUGCCCUAUCCAGUAAGAUAUUUGUAGUUUUAUUAGUGUCAGCUUUUACUACUUCAACCAAAGAUCAACUUACCAGAGAUUGAAAUAAACACACCGAGAGUGUUAUAUAAUUUUAGCCCUGUUCUCUAAAAAAGUACUUGUGCAAAACUGCACGAAUUGUUGCUCUGGUGUUUUUGACUCAAAUUACAAGUGUCUUUUAUACAAUACCUAAAAUAUAUUCCCUACAAAAAUUAAUCAUACUUAAUUGGAAAUGCCAAUAAAGCAAAAGAAAAAAACCUGCUGUCGACUAUGAACAAUUUUUUUUUAUACGUUCAUCUUUGUGUGUUUUCAGUCUGCUUUUUUUAAACUAUGACAUCAUUUAUUGUUCUUUGUAAAGCUAUGCUCCAACAAGGGUUACUCUUACAUUGUGUGUGUGUGCAUUGUCAACAUGUCUAUUCAGAAUAUAAACACUACAGAGACUUCCUGUCUGAGCACCAAACAGAGGGCUGCUUCAGAAUUUGAGGAAGAAAAGUGGGAAGGCAGGGACACUGAGAGAGACCAGAGACUAAAAAUGAUGCUAAAACAAGAGGGAACAGAGGAAAAGCAGAAAAUAGCAGUAAAAUGAGUGAGACUCAAAUCAAGAAUCUACGGCAGAAGCAUAUUGGGAAUUUUUAUUUGCUAAGAAGGGAUACAGUAAGAGAUGACCAUGUAAGAAAAUAGAAAUUAUAUUUCUUUAUGCUUGAUUUUUAUGGGGAGAUACUUUUUAUUGCCUCCUUGCAGGAUGAGUCAAAAUCCUGAUAAGUUGUUUGACUUGAUGUCAAAUUCAGUCUGAAAGGCUGAGCUAUUUAAGACAUGAUUGGUGUUGAACUGAGAAUGGUGCUUCCUUGGACAUUGAGGAAGGAUUUUUGGCUUUCGAGGAAAGGACAACUUUAUUAGGACAAAGUUUUGAAGAGCCCAUAGGUAGUCCGUCGUUUUUAAAAACCCCUGGUAAGUUAACAUCAACAUGGAUGAUCUCAUUAAGUAUGAAAGUUGCAUUGUGUUUUUUAACAGGAAAUUUACCCAGUGACAAGUUGGAUGUUAAAUAUAAAUCACAGAAAGGAAAUGUUCAGUUUACCUGAAAGCGUCUUGUUGAAGCAAUAAUCGGAAUACAUUAGAUCAGCGUGAGAUUUCUGUGCCACCAUCUCACCCUUUGUUUGUCUUCCUCUCAGUAUUUUUCUGUCUCUCAGGCAGUUAGUACAAUCAUCCAAACAGGACUCCCACACUGCUGGAGUUUAUUUGGACAAUGUUGUUUUCAAUCUGCCUCUAGGCCUUUUGUUUUCCUCUCAGUAUCAUUUGACAAUUACCUACAAUUAAGGAUGCAAUAUGUGCAGUAUAACCUGAUCUAUGUAGUUCGAAUCAAAUUUUUGUUCCCCCCAGGUUCAAAAUUACUAACACAAACUCUAAAAUGUUCAUAGACCACCAGUUGGUUUUGCAAAUGCAAACAAUAACAAACAUUUAAACUUCAGCAUUUUUAUGUGGUCUUGCUACUAUCACAAACUCAGUGAAAUUAGAUAAAUGACCAUUUCUGGUUUCAUAGAUCUUUUAUUUAUCUGUUUUUGUGAUCUCACAACUGUAUUCAAUUCUCAAAAUGAGCUAUUAUUUGUCAUUUACUCAGAAUUUCCUGUGUUUCACUAAUCUUCUUUGAAAGGCCAAAAUAAUGGAGAGCUGCAAACCUUUUCUUUGCUUGUCACUCAUCUCUGUAUAGCCUUUGUUUUUUGCAGUUGUUUGCCAUUUCUCUGUGUCCCAGGACCUCCUUCCUAAGCUACUCAACUCAGCUGGAAAGUCAAAUUGUUUUUCAGACUGCCAGGCUCCUGUGGGAACACUCAGUCCUUUAGAAAUAAGUUCAUACCCUUUCCCGAUUUGUGCCUUCCCACAAUGUCAUUGUGAAGAGUGGAGAGGUAUCUUGACCUUUUUAUUGGGUAUUUUGCAACAGGUCUGUGCUUCUCUAUAAAAGAACUAGCCAAUUAUGUUUCUCAGGUUAUAUAUGUAACAGAUUGUAGAGCAGACAAAAUGUAUCUGAAGAGUUUGGUUUAGGCCCCAUAUGAAAUUUAAUUGUUGCAUCAAUAUAUAAUCACAUAAAUAAAGUCACUACUUAUACCAUAGCUUAUCUACAGCAACUUGAAUGAAUACUCACGCCCCUCAAACCUUUUUAUAUUUCUUGACAUAACAAUCACAAAGUUCAAUAUUUUAUUAUUUGAUAUUUUGUGGUAAACCAGCAUAAAGUACUUCAUAAUUGUGUGGACUGUAUGGCGAGACUAUUUUUUUUUCACCUAUUCUUCCUUACAAAAUAACUGACACCAAGUAAGUUUGGAAGAAGAGCAUCUGUGUACAUCAGUGUUCAAGUUCACAGAUAUUAAACUGGAUUUAGAUCUGAACUCAUGAAUAUGCUUUGAUCUAAACUACUUUAUCAUUCAUAACUCUAUUUUGAAGAGAUACAUUCCUGUAGUGUGAUGCUAACACCACAAUGUUCUUCAGCAUCAUUUCAAAGAAUGUCCAUCUUCCUCAUGAUAACUGUCCCCCCAACAUGUCUUUAGCAAACUGCAAGCAGGACUUCUCCUAGCUUUCUUUCGACGAUGCUCCUCUUCUCGGCAUUAUAAGAUAAAGGCCAGACUUCAGAAGAUGUUACUGUAAGAGUCCCAUUCAUUUCCUUCAUUGGUGCUAAUGUACGGUAGCUGGGCUCGUUUUCAUCCUGACAAUGAAUCACAUUAUUCAUGGCUCACCCUCAGUUGAGCAUAUUAUUCUCAUUAGUCUGAGUAAACCAUCAGCUGGUGAUAUUUUGCUGAUUAUUGUGUAAUGAGAAUACAAAAGCUAAUCACACUCUGCCCUCUCUUUGAUUCACACGAGCAAUUAAACCACAUUAGUCAUGCAGGAACACGUGACAUGCUGGCCUUCUCCUGGGAUUUUGUUAUUCUUAGAGAAAUUAGAAUUAAUACAAAAUGUUGUGUUUAUUUUUUCAUGUCAUGGCAGAUUUUCUGCUAGAAUGUCUUUCUAUUUGAAAUUGAUGACUAGAAUUUCAGGGAUUUUAUCAUCAAACUGAAACUGCUAAAUGUGUUUAUGUUGCAUGUUGACAUAAGAUGCCCCUUUUGUCUUGCUUUAAAUAAGCCAUCAUUAUUAUUGUUGGAUGAUUUAUUCUGUACUCUGACUUUAUAAAAUAUUGUCUGACAUAAUUGGAAUCACGAAGACGUUUUAUGUUGAUAGUAAAAUUGUUCUGGAAGUUGCACAAGCCACAUCAAUGACUCUUUCCACUGAAUUAUUACAAACUAACAGCUUAGCUAAUCAAAUUAUAUCGCACAAACCAGGAAGCUAUAAAUACCCUGUCAACACAAAAACAAUUUCUACUCAAUUGCAUUUAGUUUAUUUCAGCUGUGAGAACCAUUUGCCAUCUUUCCUCAAGGAAAAUAAACACACACAGUCCAACUUGAGAUUCACAACCCUUACAGAGUUGCAGAAGUAGGUGUUUAUGAGUCACUGUAAGUGAGAUAAAAACUACACAAAUUUAAUAAUCAGGGUUUUUUUUCAUAUGAGUUAAAGAAUAUACUGUUUGUCUUUCUGAUGAGAAAAUGGAAAUGCACAUGCCAAUGGCCCAUGAGAGAGUAUUUCUACUGGCAGUAAAUGGUAUAUUUAUUUUAUAAAUAGUUGCACCAAAUAGCUCAGAUAUUGGUUUUAAAGUGGUUCUGUCAGUGCGGUUGUGCCAACAACAACAAGCAUGCUGAGGUCAAACAGAGAGAGGACACGUCAAGGCAGAGGUAUGUAGAAAAAGCUAUUCCUGCUCUGAUCUGCAUCUUCAGAUACUGAAUUCAAAAUCAAAAGUAUUCAAAGCUCGCAAAAGUGGCUUGCAAAAGUAUUCAAAGCUCUUGAUUUUUUUUCUCAUUUUUCACAUUAAAACUACAAACUUGUUAAAUUUGGUUUCUAUACGAUAGAUUCAAAUUGUGAAGUCGAAGGAAAACCAGACAAUGAUUACAAUGUGUUUUUACAGAUAAAAAAAUUGACAAGAGCAAUCUCAUAUCUCAUAUUUGUGUUCAGCCUUACUGAGCCAAUACACAGCAGAAUCACCUACAAUUGUAAGCCUUAUGGGGGUUUAACUCUACCAGCUUUGCACAUUAAGAUUUAUUUUUGUAUUUUUUGCAAUUUAGCAAUAAUUAAGUAAUGCUGGAUACAGAGCAAGUGUGAACCUAAACCUUCAAGACUCCCUGUUGAAUUUUAAUCAAAACAAGCAAACAAUGCUGUAGGGAACAGUUUCAUUGAAAGAGCAACAAUUUCAGGAUAAAAAAUCAGCUUACGGUAAUUACUUUUGUUGUAAGUGUUUGAAGUUUUUACUGUCAUGCUUGAAGAUGAGGGGAAAACGUAACACAACAAUGGUGAGUAACAACUGAGACUUUGGGUCCACUACUUAGAGGAAUAUUAGAAAAUGAUUGAAAUUGUAUAAAAAGACAUGCAUGUUGAUAUUUUAAUGUGUGUUUUAAUGUGUGUUCUUCUCUCUUACAGUGCCACUUUUUGUCUGAGUUGCCAGUAUCUCCAUUAUCAACUUAACCCUGUUUUUACACGGUUAAUGUGGGUCACCGCCAACAUGAUGAACUACAAUAAUACUGAAUCCUGCCUUUCUAUCAACACCUCAUUUUCCACCCUGCCUAUAACAAACACCCCAGCUAACAGGAGUGGCAUGGGAGCAUAUCUUGAAAGACUGGCCCAUUUAGACGAAGGACUGUACAAUGAUUUCUAUGGCCUCUGGAUUGCACUGAUCGUCAUAAACUCUGUCAUAUUCCUGAUGGGCAUGGUGCUCAACACAGUUGCACUUUACGUUUUUUGUUACCGUACAAAACAGAAGACCACCUCAGUGAUCUACACCAUCAACCUGGCAGUGACGGACCUCUUGGUGAAUCUAUCUCUGCCAACCCGCAUCUUGCUCUACUACAGCGGUGGAGCUUGCCUCACCUGCUCCUACAUGCACAUAUUCAGCUACUUUGUAAACAUGUACUGCAGCAUCUUAUUUUUAACCUGCAUAUGUGUCGACCGUUACCUUGCCAUUGUGCAGGUUGAAGCUUCACGUCGUUGGAGGAACUCCAGCGUAGCCAAGCUGGUCUGCGUUACCGUCUGGCUGUUUGCCAUCGUGGUCACAUACUCCUUUCUCUCCACUGCAUUCCAGCACACAGGCUGCUGCAUCUCAAAGCUCCUCUUCCUCACAAUCACUGAGUUCUUUUUACCCCUCAUCGUCAUUGUGGUGUUCACUCUUCGCAUUAUGUGGGCCCUGACAGACCACCGACUCAUGCAGCAGAGCAGGAAGCGGAGGAGAAGAGCAGUCCAGCUGCUGACUACUGUGCUGAUCAUCUUCACAGUCUGCUUCACUCCCUUCCACAUCAGACAAGUUUUAUUGUAUUUCUACCCUGACAUGCCCCAUCAAGUGAUCGUGUACCACUUAACCGUCACUCUAAGUAGCAUGAACAGCUGUAUGGAUCCAGUUGUCUACUGCUUUGUAACAAAUAAUUUUAAGGCUACAAUGAAACACAUUUUCCGUCGUGCCGAGCCAGAGCAGACCAGUGGUGACAUUGUCAGUAUGCAGCACAGCUCCAAGGCCUCUGGGGGAACAGUUAGCGCCAUCACCAAUAACAGGAUCAUGAUGACCAGGAUUCCCAGCAUACGACUGAGAGACAUUUUGGAUAACAAUCAUACUCAAUGAAACUGUGCUAGCAAGAGGUGCUUGGUUUUACAUUUGACAGAGAUAAAUAGUUUCUUAAAACAUCUGAUCAUUAAAAUAUGCUUUCCCGUGUAACGACCGUGUAUCUUCACUUAUAGUCAAGAUAUAAGUUUUUAAUAUGAGCUCUACAGCAAAAAGAAAUAUAUGUGGGUGUGACUAAUUAUGGGCAAUGACAAGAGACAGAUUUUGUUUGCAACCAACUUUCAUCAUGCAGAGCCAUCAUCAUCACUCUGUUUUCAUCUGGUGAUGUUGCUUCUCAGAAGACUAAUAAAGGACCUUUGUAUCAUUGCUUGAAUGAGUUAAAGGAUAUACAAUGAAGUCUCAUUGAAGCUUCUUCAGAUAUAAUAAAAUGUAUUGACCUGAUUGCAUUUAAAAAUAAAAGUGUAUUUGCCUUGUAGGCUAAUGCUUUUA
Messenger RNA from Xiphophorus couchianus (Monterrey platyfish), 8660 nucleotides. It is a transcript of the gene gpr20, whose product is annotated as G protein-coupled receptor 20. Gene Ontology annotation, molecular function: G protein-coupled receptor activity. The record is from RefSeq and is a predicted model, not a curated record. Gene Ontology annotation, biological process: positive regulation of Rho protein signal transduction; phospholipase C-activating G protein-coupled receptor signaling pathway. Lineage: Eukaryota; Metazoa; Chordata; Actinopteri; Cyprinodontiformes; Poeciliidae. The transcript has 6 exons. Gene Ontology annotation, cellular component: plasma membrane. The coding region runs from base 6990 to 8231 and encodes 413 amino acids.